Messenger RNA from Chara braunii, 3511 nucleotides. The record is from the annotation of a GenBank genome assembly. NCBI's taxonomy places the organism in Eukaryota, Viridiplantae, Streptophyta, Charophyceae, Charales, Characeae.
UUCCGUUGUUCGACGGGAAUCAUGCCUCUUCUUGGGUAGACAAGUUCGAGCAAUUCGGAUAUAGCAACGAAUGGACAGAUGAGAAGAUGCUUCGCAUGGUAAAAAAGUAUUGUCAGGUGGGGUACCGAGACGAGAUCGAUGAGCUGGUGCGAAUCUCUCAUGAUUGGUCUGACUUUAAGGCGCGGUUGUUGGAAAUGUAUCAGCUCAGUGACCGGUUGCUCGACCUGCAGGAUUUGAGGGCGGUGGAUCGUAAAACGUUCGGUACUACCAAACAAUUUUUAUUGGAAUUCGAGCAUGUGGCUCGCCUAAUUCCGGAUCUGUCCAACAAGGAUCGCUGCCUCAUCUUCCUUGACAACUUCAACGACGUCGAACAGUCGAAAUUGGUUGAGGGGAUGCAAGGGAGGUAUGACUGGACUAAGGUCCGGCAAAAUGCGCUGGUGGGGAAGUUUGACGAUAUCCUCUACCGGUUGUUGAGGCAACAGAAGGAGGAGCGGGAAAAGGUGAAGCUGAGAGAAGUGAAGGACGGUGGAAUUCAUAAAACUUUGACCUGUAUGAGAGAAAUGAUGGAGGGCAUGAAGGAGGAAAGGCUGAAGUUUCAAGUCAUGUUGGCCAAAGAGAAAAACAGUAAGAGAAAGGGGAGAGAGCCAGUGGAAGAAGAAAGCGACAGUGAGAGCGAGGAGGAAAAGGAGCCGCCUCGUAAGUUGACAAAGGCGGAGAGGAAGGUCGUGAAUCAAAUUCAAGGCGGACAGGGGACUUCCCGAAAACAGGGGAAGAACGGUGGACAGAAUAAUCAAGGAGGGAGUGACAAUGCUAGCGCUGGUUCACCAGGACAAAGUCUCCAAAAUCAAGGGCAGUUCCAGCCACAGGAUGGAAGAGGCCGCGGUCGAGGCCGUGGGAACGGACAGCGAAGCCGUUGGGCGUGGCAGCAGGAAGCCACAUGUAACUAUUGCGCAGAAAAGGGUCAUAUUAUGCGGUUUUGCCAACUCCUUUCAAGAGAUGAGAAGGAAGGGAUUGUCUUCACCACGACACGCGGUGAAGUCUUUGAUUACGAAGGGAACCUGACCGACCCCAACAUUGAAGGGGGUAUGAGGAAGGAGGCGUUUCGCCAAAUGGGUCGUCUUCUACCGGCGAUGUUCCGGAUUGCUUCUCCUGAAGAAGCAUGGUUGGCAGAGGUCGGGGAGACCAUGGCGUCGUUGCAUAUCUACGACUCAUCGGUGGAGCCAGAAGGGUUCAGGGAACAAAUGGUGGAGCGGGCGCAAACCAUCACUAGGCGGCUUGCCCGAUGCCGGGACUCUAGUGUCCGACUUUGCGUGGACAUGGAGGAAGUCCGGCCUGGAUUGCCGAAUGUCUUUCUCUUUGGCGAAUGGGGUGAUAAAAGGGAAGAUGCGUCCGGUCAAGCAAGGACGUCUGCUCCGAGAGAAGCAUUGCAAAUUGGGCCAAUGGAGAAAGAGUCUGAGAAGGCAGUGGAAGAAGAGCCUAUUUCCAUUAGUGAGAACGACGAGGAUAAUGAGGAUGAGAAGUUGCGGGCCGAAGAGGAAGAACGGGCUCGUCGUCGUGCACUGGAAAGGGAGCCGGAGAAAGGGAAGGUCGAAGCAAGCGAUGAGGAACCGCGAAAGAAGAAGAACAUUUACUCGAUCCCCGUGGAGCAGGGGGUCGAUAUCGAGCGGCUCGUCGAUAAGAUUCUGGAAAGUCAGCGCGACUUGGUCACGCUGAAGGAAAUUUUGGCGGUCCAGAUUGGACAACAGGAGUACUCGACACUCGUGGAUGAUGGAGCUGAGAUGAACAUCAUUCGCGAGCGCCACGCUAUUGAAGCCGGGUUGAAGAUCAACCGAGAUGACUAUGGGUUUUUGGUGGGAGUCGGCGGAUCGACUCCAUUUUGUGGAACAGCCAGUGGCGUUCUCGUCACGGUCGGAAAGGUCAAAGUCCGCUCUUAUUUCUACGUGUUACCUAGAGUGGAACACGAGGUGAUUCUGGGAAGGGCGUUCCUAUGCCGGCCGGAAAGCAUCAUCAUUAACAAGCAUGAUGGAACUAUGUUUGUAAUCCUUUGUGAUCCUGUCUGCGGUUAUUACGAGGUGGUCAAGUGUGCAAACAGUGGACCCUAUUGUUCGCGGAACCGGCUGAAUCCGGAAUCGUAUACCUUCCCUGAGUCAGAAAAAUUGAGAAGGAAGAAGGAAUCGCUAGGGGAGGAGCCGAAUCCUCGUGAGUUCUCGCUAACCCUGCCUGAUAUUGGGCAGGCGAUCGAUUUCGUGUCGACACAUGCGGCGAUCGAUCCGAAUGUGGUGCAGGCAGUGACGAAGAUCAUCACGGACACCGGAAGCGCAGGAACUAUGCGCCUUGUUUACUCCCCGUCAGAGGGAAAGUCGGAUCAGGCGGAAGAACCAGUUCCGGUCGAUGCCUUCCUGAAGGAGGAGGAGUCGCGAUUGAGUAUUAACUCUCUUGCCUACCUGACAGAUGCGGCCACUCGGUAUGGGAAAUCGAUAUGGAACGCUCCUGCCUUUCACGAGGUACGUCCGGAACUCGUGAUGGAGGAACCUUUCAUUGAGGAGGACCCAUGGGACGAGCACACCGCAGAGGAAAUGAUGAGGCUGACUUUGACCGAUGACAUCGACCUUAUGCUUGAUCCGCUAACGAUUGAACAGGGCCAUACGCAGGCUGAUGACGCUUUCCAAACCGUUGGAAGGAUGUCAUAUAUCGCGAACUUGUUGGUUCAUGAGGAUCACCUGAGGUUAAUGAAUGCGGAGGAAGGAGGCAGUGAGGUCAAAGAAGCGUUUAAGGAGGAGUACGAAGAGGAGUAUAAAGAGAUAGACAUGUGGUUGAAUGGGGAAUUGGACGAAAGCGAGGUUGAUCCGGUUGUGCGAGAGAAAAGCAAAGGAUUCGUUGUUCGUGAUGGUCAUCUCUUUAAGAAAGUUGCUGAUGGUGUCCCAAAGAGGGUAGUAUGCGGAACCUCUCGACAUAUGGAUGUGAUCGCUGCCUUGCAUGAUGGAGUAGCCGGAGGGCACAGGUCUGCGCGAGUAACCCUGAACAAGAUCCAACGUCUCUAUUUCUGGGAAGGGAUGAGCAAGAUGGUGAUUGACUUUUAUAAAUCUUGUUUCCCUCGUCAACAGAGGUUUAAUAUCCGCUACCUUGAGCCCCUAAAUCCACGUUAUGUGGCAGAACCGGGUGCAGUGGUGCAUUUGGAUCUUUUGGUGAUGCCACCUGGGAUAAAUGGGUACAGGUAUAUCUUCGAUGCUAGGGACAAUUUGACUGGGUUCGUUGGUGGUUGUGCCAUUCGCGAACGUACUGGGUCAGUCUUGGCAGAGUGCAUUGAGGAAUAUUACCUCCGUUAUCCAUUUGUUCAAGAGAUUGUUAUGGAUCGAGGAGGCGAGUUUCGAGCAAAGGAGGUGCAAACGUUUUUAAAGAGACUUGGGGUUGGGUAAACCCAACAGUGGAGUCCAGAUUCCGGGGAAAGAUCUGCCAGAGGUUAUUUCUGGCCCCAUUCCAACACGUGAGUGAAUGAAAGUGCUUUCGAAGG